AUGAGCGAGUUCGACUACUUCAAAUCCGGAGGCACUAAACGCAAGUUUUUUGAGACUUUGGACAGUCCUGUGGGCUCCAAAGAAUCUACACCCGUAGAAUGUGAUAUAAGGGCACGUUUAGAAGAAAUUGUAGGUCCUUUGGGCGAUGAACACUUCAGAAUUCUCGAACCUCUGGCGCGUACAAAACUCGAAUUGGCGGUAAACAAGUUUUUUGACGGAUCCCUUGCAACGCCCGACGAUCAUACAAACACAGUCCCUUUACGAGAAGGAAAUGAGCUUUUCGUAGAUGACGAUGAACCACUAGUCGUACCUGAAACUGCAGUGGUGGCAACGGUCGAUCCAAAGACUGUCAGUAAUUUGAUUGGGCAACUCUCAGAUUCGACAUCUGAGGACUUCGACCCUGUUCAGUUUGAGAAAAAAUCACUGGGGUCCUUUCAAGCCGAGAUUUGGUGUACAAGAUCCGGCAAAAAUUUGGUGCAAUUCGGCGACAAGCUAGCAGUUCGGAGAAUUGCUGCUCAGAGCUCCAAGGAGGAUCAUGUUGUGCGAUUGCACACAUUGGAUGGUCGUGAUUUUGCUCGCAUUCGUGAAAACGAUGCCAAGUUCAUGGCUGUACUAAUCGACACUGGCGUGUGCGAGUUUGUCGCUACUUGCAUAUACGCAGAACCAGUUUUACGCCUUGGUGAUGCAGUGAUUGUUCAGAUUGAUGCUUAUUUUUUGAGAUCGGCUUUCGAGGUUGACGUCUUGGAUGCUCGAUCUGCAACAGUGAGUACUCAACCGAAAGGUACUAUUGUCGACGAGUCGAAAGAAACAAACUCUGAAAUGGUGAUGAGAUUGCGCCAAUUGGGACUUGUACAACUGUUCUCAAGACUAUCUUUGAUGGAUGCUCGCAUCCCUGACAUAAAUGAAGCACUUGAACAGAUCAAUACCGCGAUCAGUCAAUCCGAGGAACCAGAGCACAGUGUGUCCACGGGUCAAAUGAAUAUGCUCUACAAAAACUCUGCUCGCAAAGAGCUUGCUGAAGCCAAUCCCGGUGAUUCAUUUGCGUUAUCGUUGUAUCCUUACCAAAAGCAAGCCUUACAGUGGAUGCUGCAAAGAGAAUCGGGCUCGAAAAUACCUUCCUCAAUGUUGCAUCCUCUUUGGACAAGAUUCGAAUGGCCAGAUAAGUCCGGCUACUUUUACGCUAAUAUGCACUCUGGUGAGCUCAGUUUAGAGCUUCCCACACUCGAAGAUACUAACAUGGGUGGUAUUCUAGCAGACGAAAUGGGACUGGGUAAAACUAUCACCACUUUGUCUCUGGUUCAUACUACGGAUGCAAAAUUGACACUGAUUGUCGCACCAAUGUCUUUGCUCUCACAAUGGGAGUCUGAAGUGAGGCGCUCGGCCAAGGCCAAAACCGUGCAUUGUCUGGUUUAUUAUGGUGGAGGAGUAAAUGAGUUGUCGGCGUAUGUUUCGAUGAUAAGUAACUACCCAAAGACUGUUGUCACAAGCUAUGGUGUUUUGGUUUCAGAACACAAGCAGCUCUUGAAGUUUCGUGAAAAAAAUGGGCUUAAAACCGCUGUGAAUUCCCGCCAAGAUGGUCCGUCUGUUCUAGGCUUGUAUGGGGUGCGCUUUGACAGGCUUGUUUUAGACGAGGCUCACACAAUUAAGAACCGAAACACAAGAACUGCCAAAGCUUGCUACGAUAUUAACGCUGCAAAACGAUGGGCGCUCACCGGAACGCCAAUUGUGAACAGGCUGGAGGAUCUCUACAGUUUAAUAAAGUUUUUGAAAGUUGAGCCCUGGAAUAACUUCUCGUUUUGGAAAGCAUUCAUAACUGCGCCGUUUGAGACAGCCGAUGGCGCAGAAGAUGCUUUGAAAAUCGUUCAGAGUAUCAUAGCCCCGCUCUGUUUGCGUCGAACAAAAGAUAUGAAGCAAAAUGGUAAGCCUCUUGUUUCAUUACCAGACAAGGUUGUUGAAGUCCGUCGUGUUGCAUUUUCCGAGGAUGAGAGACGACUUUAUUCCCAUAUUUAUGCCCGUGUACGCACAUCUGUGGCAGCUCAAGUCAAAAAUGGCACAGUCAACAAAUCUUAUACGGCUCUAUUGACGAAAAUUUUACGGUUGCGUCAAGUUUGCUGCCAUCCGUAUCUUCUUCGCAGCCGUAAACCAGAACAAGCGAAUCCCGAGGAUGAGUCUAUUGAAGUUGACAGUGACGUUGAUAAUCUCGUUGGGGACGAAAGCAUCACAGCGCUUGUUGAUGGUUUCAGCUUGGAGUCAGCGGCUUCUCUGGAUGAUAAAUUUCCUUCCGAGGUGAUGCAAUCAUUAGUUGAUUCGAAAAGCGUUGAGUGUCCCAUCUGCUGUACCGACCCCAUCCCCCUAGACGACCAGGGAUAUACUGAAUGUUUCCAUGUGGCUUGUCUAGAUUGUAUUCUACGUCACAUUGACUAUCAAAAGGCCAAAGGAUAUUCUGCGUACUGUUUCGCAUGUCGUGCGCCUAUUCAUGCCGAUAGACUGUACACGGUUACAAAACGAAGGGAUGGUACGGCUGUCCUACAGCGAUAUCAAGAGAGCCGGCAGUCAGCCAAAGUGAAAGCGCUCGUGAGAGAGCUGAAACAAACAAAGGGUCGGGGUAAAUCGGUUGUAUUUUCUCAAUUCACAUCAUUCCUUGAUAUCAUCGAGCAAGAGCUGGCCCGCCAGGGUUUCCCGACGGUCAGAAUGGAUGGCACGAUGAACCAACAAAAGCGAACCGAGGUUCUCGAGUAUUUCCGCAAUUUCUCCAAGGAUAUUAUCCUGUUGUUGUCGCUCAAAGUUGGUGGUGUCGGACUGAACCUAGUGUGUGCGCGUCAAGCGUUCCUCAUGGAUCCAUGGUGGAGCUAUGCAGUCGAGGCCCAAGCUAUUGACCGGAUUCACAGAAUGGGUCAAACUGAAAACGUUCGUGUAGUUCGUUUUAUUGUCGAGGGAACGUUAGAUGAACGAAUGUUACAGAUACAAGAACGAAAACGAGCGCUAUCUAGUGUUAUAACCGAAGAAGAGCGCAAAGAUAUUCAAUUGGAAAACAUCAAGGUACUCUUUGAGCUAGAUAAAGUAUGA
Messenger RNA from Wickerhamiella sorbophila, 3066 nucleotides. RefSeq names its product DNA repair protein RAD5. Gene Ontology annotation, molecular function: zinc ion binding; ATP-dependent chromatin remodeler activity; ATP binding. The record is from RefSeq and is a predicted model, not a curated record. Lineage: Eukaryota; Fungi; Ascomycota; Dipodascomycetes; Dipodascales; Trichomonascaceae. The transcript has a single exon. Bases 1 to 3066 code for a protein of 1021 amino acids.